AUGUGUUUUGGAGGAUCCCGAAACACGAAGCACCGCAAGAUUGAUGUAAACAGAUUAACUGAUUCCUCUGUCCAGGCGAGCUAUCAGUCUUCAUUGGCAUAUGCACUCAGUUGCAAUCCACCGCAAGAAGUGGAACAACACUGGACUUGUAUACGGAAGGCAAUGACCAUUUCCGGACAGUCAUGCUGCGGCCUAACUCGACGCCUCUUGAAGGCUUGGAUCUCUGCUCGUUCUCUGGAGCUGUUCGAACGCCGCAAAGAUAUCCCCGCGGAAUCAGAUUGCAACGAGCGGCGCCGUUCUGCCAACCGGCUGCUCAAGCAAAGCCUACGCAAGGAUCGCGAGACAUGGUGGUCUGAGCGUGCUUUAGAGAUGGAGACCGCUGCCCUCUCUGGCAACACUCGCAGGCUUUUCCAACUCAUUCGGUCCACUGGCCUCAGGAAGCCUGGUGUCAGUGAAGUCAUUUGUGAGGUGGAUGAGUCUCCGAUCACCAACCAACAGAGGCGUAUGGACCGCUGGGCCGAGCACUUUCACUCGCAGUUCAACUGGCCUCCACCGUCCAUCAGUACAUGCAGUACACGUUGUUGUCCACCCUGGCUCGUCCCUCUGAAUCCACCCAGCGAAGCGGAAGUCUGCCUCGAGAUUCGACGCUUGAAGCGCUUCAAGGCUGCCGGCUUAGACGGACUUCCUCCGGAACUAUUCAAGUACGGCGGUGUGGCGAUCAUUAACCAGCUGACCGCGCUGUUCGCAAAAAUUUGGCAUGAAGAGAAAGUGCCUUCCUCUUGGGGCGAAUCAGUUAUUGUCCCGAUUUUCAAGAAAGGCGCUCGUACUUCAUGUGCAAAUCAUCGCGGGAUUAGUCUUAUUUCGGUUGCCUCUAAGCUAUUGGCAUCCAUUCUGCUUCGCAGACUAUCCCCAGUACGUGAAUCAUACUACCGUGAAGAACAAGCUGGUUUCCGUCCUGGCCGCGGAUGCGUGGAUCAAAUCUUCACGCUCCGCCAGCUCCUCGAACAUCGCCACAUUUAUCACAGGCCCACUAUCAUUGCAUUCCUAGACAUACGUGCCGCUUUUGACUCCGUUGAUCGACCUGCUUUAUGGCGUUGCUUACUAAAGAACGGGGUGCCAGAGAAAUAUACCACCAUCUUACGAGCACUUUACCUUCAUACAUCCGGCAGAGUGAGGGUCUAUGGCAAGCUUUCCUCGCAAUUCGCUGUCAAUAGCGGUGUGCGACAGGGCUGCCCUAUGUCCCCAUUCCUCUUCAACUUCGCAAUCGAAGACGUUCUGUCGAAUGCUCUAGAAGGUUUCCAACAUUUUGGCCUAGAGCUUCUACCGGGUGAGCGCGCGACCGACUUAGAUUAUGCUGAUGAUAUCGCCUUACUUGGUGACGAUCCUCAGAGUAUGCAACUCAUUCUGGAUCGUUUGGCGGUUGAAGCAUCUAA
Molecule: messenger RNA, 1433 nt
Organism: Dicrocoelium dendriticum
Lineage: Eukaryota; Metazoa; Platyhelminthes; Trematoda; Plagiorchiida; Dicrocoeliidae
Source: the annotation of a GenBank genome assembly